This is a messenger RNA of Zophobas morio, 2884 nucleotides long. Its product is annotated as succinate--CoA ligase [ADP/GDP-forming] subunit alpha, mitochondrial-like. Bases 886 to 2052 code for a protein of 388 amino acids. Gene Ontology annotation, molecular function: succinate-CoA ligase (GDP-forming) activity; succinate-CoA ligase (ADP-forming) activity. Gene Ontology annotation, cellular component: mitochondrion; succinate-CoA ligase complex (ADP-forming). Gene Ontology annotation, biological process: tricarboxylic acid cycle. The record is from RefSeq and is a predicted model, not a curated record. NCBI's taxonomy places the organism in Eukaryota, Metazoa, Arthropoda, Insecta, Coleoptera, Tenebrionidae. The transcript has a single exon.
ACUUGAAACAACAGCAAAUAAGUUUCUUUAAAAGUAAUAAUGCCGCUUAUUAUCGGGCACAUUUUGUGUUCUGUGUAUAGUGUACCAACGAAAAUAGUGGUUUUGUGGCUUUGAUUUCCUUUCUUGUAAACAAAAAGCAUCUUAAACUAAUACCGCUAAAGAUAAACCGGUGCUGUUUAAGAGAAGCGUGCCAGUGAAAUACAACAAAAAACCACUAUUUAUUAAGUUGGGGAUGAUGUCAGAAAUUUGUGUCUGAUAACCUACACUAUUCGUUGACAAGGGUGGGGGAGAAGUCAAAUUCAUAACACCACUUUUCGUGUUGAUGCAGUAUAAUAAUACAUAGACUUCCAACUUUGGAAUCACAUGAUAUUCGGGACGCACCUAUAAGUUGUAUACUGGGUUUUAUCAAAGGCACGGGACUCUGGGAAAGUCUGACACAAUGGGGUACCAUACAUUGAGCAACCCAAAAUAACUCAGCAUUUUCAUCGCUUGAACACGAAUAUACAUAAUAUAGAUUACGAACGUCAUUUACAUUGUAAAUGAACGAUACGUUAUUAACUUUAUGAUUAAACCACAAAACCGGAUAUUUGUACUUAAUUACUUUUAAUUUAUUUAUAUUGCACCAGUUAAACAAGUUAUUCACAUUAUUUUGUAAAGCAAUGCAAUCAUUUUAAGAAUUUUUACAUUCAUUCAGACUUUACUCUAAAUCAUUAGUACAAAUUUUAAAUAGCAACGGUCUUAAGUUAGAACCUUGACAUAGGUACACUGUCAUUGUAAAUUUUAUUAAUUAUCACCACCUCAAAAUACUGUUCCAACUGUACUUUCAAAUUCAAAAAUAGUGAAUAUGUGAAAAUUUGUGACAUGGUGAGUUAAAACAAAAAUUGAAUGUACAUUUACAAAGUUCAAAAUAAUAUAGAUAAAUGCAGACUUUCGAAGAUGUUAACACUUGGUUCAAAACUUUGCCAAACUAUGAUCAACAUUUUUCAAUACUAUCCGAGACGGCUGUGCUCACGUUCUGUCACUUUAGUUCGAUACUGUUUGGCACUCAGAUUUGUCUAUCAGAGUGAUAUAAACAACGAAAACAUGCAACGAGCCAAAGUAUCCAAAGUCCUGAUAUCAACUCUACGGGUGUGGUCAAGAUCUGCCAGUUACGAAUCGACAAGAAAAAAUCUUAAAAUAACCAAAAAGAGUACCCUUAUUUGUCAAGGCUUUACUGGAAAACAAGCUACUUUCCACUGCAAACUUGCAAAAGAAUACGGAACCAACUUAGUAGGUGGGGUUACUCCAAAAAAAGGUGGUCAAAAACAUUUGGGAUUACCAGUAUUCAACACCGUUAAAGAAGCGGCAGCUGCAUUAAAACCAGACAUUUCAGUGAUAUUUGUGCCUCCAUUUGCUGCAACUAAAGCCUUGUUUGAAGCCCUUGAGGCACAAAUUCCGUUAAUAGUUUGCAUCACUGAGGGAAUACCUCAACAUGAUAUGGUCAAAUUUUGCUACCAACUGAAACGUCAAGACAAAUCACGCCUAGUAGGCCCGAACUGUCCGGGAAUCAUUGCACCUGAACUUUGUAAAGUUGGAAUCAUGCCAGGUACGAUUCACAAAAGGGGUAUGGUAGGAAUAGUUUCACGUUCUGGUACUCUCACUUACGAGGCAGUACAGCAAACAACACAACUUGGAUUAGGACAAACGUUAGUUGUUGGUAUGGGUGGUGACCCUUACAAUGGAACAAACUUUAUUGAUUGUCUGGACAUUUUUCUCAAUGAUCCUGAAACGAAAGGUAUAAUACUGAUAGGAGAAAUUGGAGGAGCAGCAGAAGAAGAAGCUGCUGAUUAUUUGAAAAAACAUAACAGUGGACCCACAAGAAAACCUGUAGUUGGCUACAUAGCUGGGCUUUCAGCUCCACCAGGGCGAAGAAUGGGACAUGCAGGAGCUAUCAUAUCUGGAGGAAAGGGCGGGGCUAAAGAAAAAAUAGAAGCUCUGACUAACGCUGGAGUUGUUGUGGCCAAAUCACCGGCUUUUAUCGGAGCUCAUUUAAAGAAAGAAUUGACAGGAUGAAAUGAAUUAUGUUAAUUUAUUUUUUGUAGUACAAAGAUUGUUUAAAAAAUUAUAAGGCCAAUUUUUCUAAACUUAUUACGUUAGGCUCGAAGCCUGUGGUGAUAAGAAUAAUAGUUGCUCCUUUUAGGCUCUCUCAAGGAAAAUCUUUGUUGUACUGCCUCAUUUAAACAAUAACAGCUCUCACAGGGCUCACAUAAUCCCCCGUACCAUUGAAAAUUUGCUACAAUAGGUUUUAAAUUUCAAAGAAAGCUGGUUCCGAAGUUGGGGUAGCUUGACUUUGCAACUGCAUUGUAUAUUGAAACUUCUACAGUAGAACCAACAAAGUAGUACAUGAAGUAACUAUAGUCAUGUAUACUAUUCUGAACAUUUCAAAUGAGUAAUUUUGAGAUGACGCCAACAAGUUUUUGGAAGUGGUGAACAGAUCACUCUGUUUAUAAUAUUGAACGCGUGUAUAAAAAAAGUGUUCUGGGAACCCCAAAUUCAAGUUACUUCCGGCUUCACAAAGGUCAUAAAUUGCAUGUGUUAUGAACAAAAUUACGCCUUAACUCCUAUGAUCUAUAAUUUUUGGUAUACCUUGCAGAUAUGGUGGUAUUUGUUUAUUUUUCGAUUAGAUAUAUUUUCCGUAUAUAAAAUGUUUAGGUAAAUUAGUUCAUUCAGUUGGCAUGAGCGUUGCGUGACUAAACGUAGUGAGUUAGUGAUUGACGUAUAUUAUUAAAAACAGUAAAUUACAGUAAAGUACUUUUUCACAAAUUUCUUAAAAAGAAAAGGGAAAUAAAACUUACAUAUAUCAAUACAAUAUCAUCGGUUAUGCUUCGGCCGGCAUACUUUCUUG